Lachancea meyersii CBS 8951 is the source of this 1968-nucleotide messenger RNA. The record is from the annotation of a GenBank genome assembly. Lineage: Eukaryota; Fungi; Ascomycota; Saccharomycetes; Saccharomycetales; Saccharomycetaceae.
AUGCCUGUCGUCGACUCCCCGCAGUCGUGGCUCGACGACGAGAAACCAGCUGUCGUGCACAGCGAUAAGACGGAGUCAACAUCAGCGGCCCCCCCCGCCCCCGCCUCCGCGCUGCUCGAGAAAAACAACUCUGACUCGCUCUCGUUUGCUGACUCGGAAAAACACAACCCAGAUGCGCCCCCCGAUAACGUACUCGCCGAGUACUCGGAGGCUCAGGUCAUGAACAUGGGCCGCGCUUUCGCCCGCAAAUACGACCUCCCCAACGACGACGACAUGUUCGGACGCGCGGCCGCGCUGGCGCGCCAGCCGGACCGCUACGACCACAUGUCGUUUCUGACCGAGGACGAGCGACUCGCCUGCUACGACGAGGAACACCGUCCGUUCGCCAACAUGCCACGCAAACUCAUAGCCAUCGUGUGUGCCUCUGCCAUGGGCGCAGCGGUGCAAGGUAUGGACGAAACCGUGAUCAACGGUGCGCUGCUGUUUUACCCGGACCCGCUGGGGCUGGGCGCCAAGACCGAACGCAACGAUUGGCUCCAAGGCCUGGUCAACGGUGCUCCGUACCUGUGCUGUGCCGGCGUCUCGUGCUGGAUGACCGACUGGCUCAACAAUUGGCUUGGCCGCAAACGCGUCAUUUUCGUCACGUGCCUGAUCUCCGCGGUCACGUGUCUGCUGCAGGCGUUUGCGCCCACGGGCGAACGCGGGUGGCACUACCUAUUUGCGAUGCGGUUUCUGCUUGGAUUCGGGAUCGGGCCCAAGUCCGCCACCGUUUCCGUGUAUUUGGCCGAGUGUUCGACCAAAAAACUGCGUGGCAUCAUUUGCAUGAACUGGCAGACCUUCACCGCGUUUGGCAUUAUGUGGGGGUACGUGUUUUCGUUGAUCUUUUAUCGCGUCGGCAGCGGAGCCGUGCACGGAGGACUCAACUGGCGGCUCAUGCUCGCGUCGGCAAUGAUUCCUGCACUCGCCGUGCUCGUGCAGAUCCCGUGGUGCCCAGAAUCGCCGCGGUGGCUCAUGGGCAAAGGCCGGUUUAAGGACGCUUACGAAAGCACCGUGCAGAUCCGCCCGCAUCGCAUUCUGGCGUGCCGCGACCUCUUCUACCAGCACGUGCUGCUGCUCGAGGAAGAGUCCCUAGAAAAGCCGUACCUGCAGCGGCUGCGCGAGGUGUUCGCGGUGCGGCGCAACCGCAACGCGUUCAUCUGCGCGUUCAUCUGUGCGUUCAUGCAGCAGUUCUGCGCCAUCAACGUCAUUGCAUAUUACUCGUCGGCGAUCUUCUUGGCGUCCGGGUUCACGGAGAUAUCGGCGCUUAGCGCGUCGCUCGGGUUCGGGCUGGUCAACUUCUUUUUCGCCAUCCCUGCGUUUUUCAUGAUCGACCGGUUUGGACGCCGGUUCCUCUUGCUCACCACGUUCCCGUUGAUGGCGGUGUUUCUGUUCGUGACAGGGUUCGCGUUCUGGAUCCCGGGCCAACAGGCCCGUGUGGCAGUGGUGUCGAUGGGCAUCUACGUGUUUUCCGCCAUCUACUCGUUUGGCUGCGGCGUGGUGCCCUUCGUGAUCGCAGGCGAGGUUUUCCCAUUGUACGUGAGAGCAAUCGGCGCAUCACUUUUCACGAUCAUCUUGUGGGGGUUCAACUUCAUCCUGUCGCUCACGUGGCCGCGCAUGCUGAACGCGCUGCACCCACAGGGCGCGUUCGGGUUCUACGCGGGCUGGAACGUGGUCGGGUGGUUCCUGGUGUACUUUCUGAUGCCCGAGACUAAGCAGCUGACGCUGGAAGAGCUGGACGAGGUGUUCGACGUGCCCCUGCGCACGCGUAUCAAGCACCAGCUCGGCCAAUUGUGGCCAGACCUGCAGGAGUACGUGUUGCGUCGCAAAAACGUGGCCAGAGUGCCACCCUUGGACCGCCACCACAGACUGGCCGUCAAGGCCAUGGAAUGGGACGAGAAGGGAAGCGUCGAGCAGAUCGAAAAGGCUUGA